AUGAAGACCACAGAAGAGAAGCUAAUCAAUCGAGGCUCGGAGGAUGAGAUGGAGGUGCGGGGCUACCGGCCCAGCCUGUGCAGAAUGACGCCGGUGGCCGUCGGCGGCGUUUGCACGGGCGGCCUGCUCUUCUUGCUUUUCUACUGGCUGCCCGAGUGGGGGGUCAAAGCGUCGUUCCGGCGCUGCUCCUUGAAGGAGGCGCGGAUACUUCUGCUCAGGACCACCGAUGAAGAACGGACGUGGAUUUGUGUCAAAGUACACGUCUUGUCGGCUCCGGGGUUGACCCCAUUCGAUAGUGGGACUACUCCGCCCCUUAAAGAAGAGCGGCGGGGCUUGGCGGAUGAAAAUCAGGGCUUGAUUCCCAGAGAGUCUUUCAAGGUCCAUUACUUCACCCACAAGAGAAUCAAAUACUACUGGAAUGAAAGCACACGGAACUUUGAACGAUUUAAGGGCUUAGAGGACAACAAGGUAACUUGUGCAGAGAUACACAGGGACCACAGCUCUGGACUUAGGAAAACCUUGCAGCGACAAAGAGCGUUAUUCUUUGGCGUCAAUGAGAUUGAUGUAAGCGUGCCGUCUUUAAUCAAAAUCUUUGUGAAAGAGGUUAUGAAUCCCUUUUACUGCUUUCAACUCUUUGCUCUUAUUCUGUGGGCCUUGGAGGACUUCUAUGAUUAUUCUAUCGUCAUGGCAGUCAUCUUUCUGCUCUCAAUAGCUGCAUCUCUGUACACUAUCAGAAAGCAACAUGUGCGGCUUCAUAACAUGGUGGUCCAACACAGUGUGGUGGUAGUUUCAGUUUGCAGAGGAAAAAAAGACUUUGAAGAGGUGUUGUCGACAGAGCUGGUGCCCGGAGACGUCCUGGCCAUUCCGGCCAAUGGGAUGGUAGUGCCGUGUGAUGCGGCGCUCAUCUCUGGAACCUGCAUUGUGAAUGAGAGCAUGUUGACAGGGGAGAGCGUCCCCGUCACCAAGACCAGUUUGCCAAAUUCAGGCGAGGCGGCGAGCAAGAGGUACACUGCGGAAGAACACAAACAGCACAGCAUCUUCUGCGGCUCACGCGUGAUCCAAAGCCGUUACCGCGCCGGCGAGCCGGCCAAGGCGGUCGUCGUCCGAACGGGUUUUAGUACGGCAAAGGGCCAGCUGGUGCAUUCCAUCCUCUACCCCAAGCCCACUGACUUCAAACUGCACCGUGACGCCACGCAGUUCCUGAUGGGCAUGGUGGUCGUGGCGAUCGUCGGCUUCGUCUACACCGUGGUGGUCGACGUUCUCAACGAGGUUCCUCUACGAGGCAUCAUUUUCGACUCUCUGAACAUCGUCACCGUGGCCGUACCCCCGAUUUUACCCGUGGCCUUGGCCAGCGGUAUUGCGCACGCGCAGCACCGCUUAAAGCGACUCGGCCUCUUUUGCGUCAGUCCGCAAAGGAUCAACAUAUGUGGUCAACUCAACCUGCUCUGCUUUGACAAGACCGGAACACUUACGGAAGACUGUUUGGACCUUUGGGCUAUUCAGAGAGCCCAAGGUGGCACCUUUUUACCUCGGGACACUGAAGUAGCGACAGAGGAUCUGCUAAAGACUUCUUUUGUUGCGUGCAUGUCCACCUGCCAUACGCUAACCACCGUAGAGGGCCAACUCUGCGGAGACCCAUUGGACCUCAAGGUGUUCACUGCCACCGGCUCGAUUCUCGAGGAGCCGAAAGAAGAACACGCAGCGCUUUACAAUACUCAUAUAGUCGCUCUGGUGCGACUUCCGCAGCAGUCCGGAGAGUUGGGCAUAGUGCAUCAGUUCCCCUUCUCGUCAUCGCUGCAAAGAAUGACCGUGCUGGUCCGACGGCAAAGACAAACAGAUUUGGACAUCUACCUGAAAGGCGCGCCGGAGACUGUGGCCAAACUCUGCAAAGCGCACACGGUCCCAGAGAGUUUCGGAGAGAUUCUGGAGGCCUACACCCGGCAGGGGUUGAGGGUUAUCGCCCUGGCACAUCGCCAACUGGAGACGGAACAACUCUCCCUUGCAGAAAUCCAGAGCCUCGAGCGAGAGCAGAUGGAGAGCAACAUGGACUUCCUAGGUUUGAUCAUCAUGCAGAACAAAAUCAAAGAGCAAACGGCAGGCGCUUUGCUCGAAUUACGACAAGCCGACAUUCGAACUUUGAUGGUGACAGGUGACAACCUGUUGACCGCCAUAUCUGUGGCUCGAGACUGCGGGAUGGUUCGAUCCCACGAGAAAGUCAUCAUCGUGGACGCCGCGCCGCCUCACGAGAGCCACCCUGCUCGCGUGACUUGGCACUACUCUGGCAACUCUCUUCUCAAAAAUAAUCAGAUGUGCGAGAUCAACUUUGACGACGCCAAACUCGAUGGGAACUAUCACUUGGCCGCGAGCGGCCGAGACUUCGCCGUCAUCGCCGAGCACUUCCCGUCACUUCUUCAAAAGCUUCUCCUGAGGGGAACAGUGUUUGCCCGCAUGUCUCCGAAUCAGAAGACUCAGCUGGUGCAAGCCCUGCAGAGCAUGGACUACAUUGUUGGGAUGUGUGGGGAUGGUGCCAAUGACUCUGGGGCUUUGAAGAAAGCUCACUGUGGGAUCUCUCUGUCUGAGCUGGAAGCCUCGGUGGCUUCUCCCUUUACUUCCUCCAUCCCGAACAUCUCCUGCAUUCCUAACCUCAUUAGAGAGGGCCGCGCUGCUCUUGUCACAUCUUUCUGCGUCUUUAAAUACUUGGCCCUCUUCAGCACAGUCUUUUUCUGCGGCAUGACUCUGCUCUACUGGGUUCUCACUAAUUUUGGAAUCUACCAGAUGGCCUUUAUUGAUACCGGCAUCUCUUUCUUUGUUGUCUUUUCAAUGUGUCUAAGCCCCGCUUGCGAGAAGCUGGUACGGCAAACCCCGGCGACCAGCCUGAUCUCCUGCUCUGUGCUUUUCUCCGUCGUAUCGCAGUUCCUCAACUGCCUCCUCUUCCUGCUUGUGCCUUUUUUAUUAGUUCAACAACAGAGUUGGUACGAGCCGCCCGUGCCCAUCUUCUUCACCGAGGGCGCGCUGAACAACUCCACUGUGGCUCCUCCGGACCAAGAAGGGCCCGACAACGUGACCGAUGUGUAUAACGUCAGGAACUUUGAAAACACCUCCAUCUUCUAUGUUUCUGCCUUCCAGUUUUUGACCUUAGCCAUCACCUUGUCCAAGGGAAAACCCUUCAGGCAACCAUUUUAUAAGAACUGGGUCUUUAUGUUGUCAGUCUUAAUUCAGUAUGCCCUACUCUUGUUCUUCUUGCUUCAACCAAUUCCCGCUGUAGACGAUGUGAUGCAGAUUGCAGAUGUUCCUUAUGGAUGGCGCAUAACGAUCCUCAUCAUUGCUGUAGCGCACGCUCUUGCAUCUUUCAUACUGGAGAUUUUAAUCCCUGACACCUGGAGGAUCAUUACAGCCAAUCUGCAGAAAAAGGGGAACGAUCAAGCCUCCGAUGCUAACACCAAGAUGGUGACUAAGCACCGAAGCUGGGCCUUCUUCUCCUGGGUCCUGUGUUGUAAAAAGCGCCCCCCGAAGUCCAAAUACAAGCGUGUGGCUCUGGAGCUGCGGACGGAGCCGGACUGGCCUCCCGUGCCCUCCGCCGUCACCUACGCCGACGGACCUCGCUCGCGCACCUCUGUUGACCUUUGA
Messenger RNA from Nerophis lumbriciformis (worm pipefish), 3627 nucleotides. NCBI's taxonomy places the organism in Eukaryota, Metazoa, Chordata, Actinopteri, Syngnathiformes, Syngnathidae. The record is from RefSeq and is a predicted model, not a curated record.